AAACUAAUUACAAAACAUCCUUGGACGUUACCUCCUUUUCUGACAAUCUUUGCUGGAUAGGACUUUUUCAUAAACUUUGCUUGGACCUGUUCACCUAUAUUCAUCAAAAGUACGUCGUGGUUCCACAAUAUCGGAACAUUUGAUAACGCUGUAGGCACCUUCUUCAACUCAAAACACAAUAACGAACAUACUGCCCUUUUUUUGCCAACGUUUAUUUUUGUUGUCGUUUGCUUUUCCUGCAGAGGCGCACUGCAAGUUUUCACCGCGCGUUUGCUUGGAAUCGGCCAAUCAGCGAAGACGUCUCUUCCAGGAAGCUGAACAGUCCAAUGAAAUUUCCCGAUAGCAUUGCCGGAAAUUGAUAACAGAGAUGGCGUCUCGGAAAUUUUGAAACUUGUCGGUUGAUUAUAAAAUUGAAAUUGAACCAUGCAACGAUAAAAUCCCUUGGGCUCAAUAUGGCAGAGAAUAUUGCCAGUACACCAAGGAAGAGAAGAGGGCCAUACAAAAAAUCAAAGUAUAUAGAGGAAAUCAAAGAACCUAGAAGUACAGCUUGGUUUAAAAAGAAGAAACAAAGCCAUUGCUUUGCGCCAACAAGUCUUGAACAUCCAGACCCGAGUACAGAUGCUGAUUCAUAUCAGGAAGCACAGGCAUCUACUGAAAGUCAGUCAGAUGAGGAAUUAGUACAUAGUGAGUCCAGUACUUCAUGUGAUAAAGAUGGAGAUGUCCAUACGCAAUAUGCCGAUGAUGAAGAAGAUCCAGAUUCAGAGGAAGAGUUUGAAAACAAUAGUGGAGAUCUGCCCCAUGCCCCUGAAGGUGAAUCAUUGUAUCAGGGUUCGAGAUUAUCAUUACUUGAAAGUAUAGUAUUGAUAAUUACAUUUGUAUUGAGACACCAGCUCACUCGAGAAGCUACAAAGGAUCUUUUGAGCCUUUUGGAACUGCACUGCUUGACUCCAAACUUAUGCCGAAGCAGCAUGCAUCUGUUUUACAAUUUCUUCACUGAACUCACUUCACCUGUACAGAAGCAUUUUUUUGUGACUUUUGUAAGGAGUACUCAGGUACAGUAAGCAUGAAGGAG
Molecule: messenger RNA, 1072 nt
Organism: Mercenaria mercenaria
Lineage: Eukaryota; Metazoa; Mollusca; Bivalvia; Venerida; Veneridae
Exons: 4
Coding region: 453-1061 (202 amino acids)
Source: RefSeq, a predicted model, not a curated record